AUGGAUACGGACGUGCCAUUUUUGAGGAUCAUAUCCUGCUCCGAGGAUGAUUGGCGUGAAUGGCUGCCGUUGCCUUCUAAAAUAUAUAAAGAGUACGAUGGGUUGUUGCCACGUGUUUGCCAUUUGACAACAACCGAUGGCGAGGAAUAUGAAGCAACAAUGGGUAUCAAAAAUGGGAAAUUAAGUAUAACAGCAGGAUGGGAAAACUUUAUGGAUUUAGAGUCCAUUGAGUGCGGUUACCAGUUGGAGUUCUAUCGCCACAGUCUGUUCGAUUUUGAAAUUGAGAUUAUGGAUGAGAAUGGAUGCAAAAGAGAGCCAAUAGGUUCAUUUACUUUGGACAUAAAGAGAACUCAUGUGGAGCGUGCAAGGCUGUUCAUCCCGAUGCAAUUUUGGCGCGACUAUAUUGAAGGAUUGUACGCCAAUACCAAUGUAGUAUAUCUGCUCAUUGGGCAGCGCAGGUAUGAAUUGGAGGUUGUCGAGGGGCACGGGAAGAAGUUGCUUCAAAGAGGCGCAGCACGUAGGUUCAUGGAUGAGAAUGAGAUUGUCGAAAACUGUUUGUACAAGUUUUGCUUGGUUCCUGGUGAAUUAAUAAGAUUCAAGGUGUACUAA
Molecule: messenger RNA, 609 nt
Organism: Striga hermonthica
Lineage: Eukaryota; Viridiplantae; Streptophyta; Magnoliopsida; Lamiales; Orobanchaceae
Source: the annotation of a GenBank genome assembly